Molecule: messenger RNA, 1863 nt
Organism: Linnemannia hyalina
Lineage: Eukaryota; Fungi; Mortierellomycota; Mortierellomycetes; Mortierellales; Mortierellaceae
Source: the annotation of a GenBank genome assembly
AUGGAGCAAUCAAUGGAAAGAAUGAGUUUCUCAUCCCCCAGUUCUGCAGGCUCUACCGGAUCGACCUACUCGUUCCCUGCUCACCCCUCUAUCUCCUACCCCGAUGUGAGCCACCAACAUCCUCCUCAGCAUCAUCAACAAUUUCAAUACCCACAGCAGCCACAUCAUUCAUACCAUCAUAGUCACCCUCGCCAGAUCCGGUAUGGUGGUCCCGGACAUAAUAACAGUGAGCAUGAGUUUGCUACCUAUACCAACAAGCCCUGGCAUCGACAUGAGGACCAGUUGUUGAACGAGGCGGUGAUAACAUGUGGGACAAAGUCAUGGCAGAGAGUGUCGGAAUAUGCGUUCCCGGACGGCUCACGCGACAGGAACGAAUGUAUGCAUCGGUGGCGGGUUAUCUCGUCCGCUCGGCCACGACAAGUCAAGGGACCCUGGACCGACGAGGAGGAUAGAAAGUUGAGUGAGCUUGUGAAGAAUCAUGGGCCCGAAAAGUGGGUAUUUAUUGCAUCCAAGAUCGGAUCGCGCACAGGCAAACAGUGCCGAGAGCGUUGGCACAACCAUCUCGAUCCCAACAUCAACAAGGCACCGUUCACACAUGAAGAGGACAUGCGCAUCCUGGAAUUGUACAGUCGGAUGGGUUCCAAGUGGGCCGAGAUGGCGAAGCAUAUGCCCGGCCGACCCGACAACGCGAUCAAGAACCAUUUCAACACCACGAUGCAGCGCAAGAAGCGGAGGAUGUCCAUGCCUUCGAUAAUGAUUCAGGAACAUCACUCCCAGCAGCAGUUGCAGAGUCCUCCUCUGUCUCGGCAGCGACUCUUUCUUCGCAACAGUAUCAGCGGACCGAGCAGUGGUAGUGGGUCAGGUCCGGCUUCGCCCCUUGCGUACCCUUCCGGUGGGAUGCAGUUGCCGGCGCGUUUCUUGCCCUACGAGAGGCGUCUUUCUCUGCCAGCCCAUAACGUCAUGGCCCCUCACCCUCCACCUCCAUCGACCACCUCCUACCCCUCCCCAUCAGGAGGAGGCACAGGUAUGGUGCGAUCCAGCAGUGCCCUCGCUCAUCAUCACCAUUCCCAUCAGCGCAUGCCCUUGUCGCCUCCAAGAACCCCCGACAUGCCACGUUCACGAGGUCCUUGGUCGUCCUCAGACUCUGAAGUGUCAACAUCGUCAUCUGGACACUUCAUGGCCCUCCCUGGAAUCUCUGGCCCCGCCCCCAUUGCUCCCCCUCCUCCAUCUACGAGGCCCGUGCCCCAACACCACCAGCAAGGCGCUAUGGGUCCACGGAGACCAUCCUUUUCCUACGCGAAUGUCCAAUCCUCCGCAAGCAUCAAGUCCAUCCAGACGAGCAAAAGCAGUGGCUCCACGGCUUCCCAAGCCGACGGACCUGUAGGUGGUUUCUUCCCAGGCCCACCACUGCCUCCUUCCUACGACCGUUCGCACAAAGAGUCUCACCAUGGCGAUGGCGGUGUGCAUCCUUUUCGAACCUCGCACUCUCCACCCCAUCAUCACCAUUAUGGCGGACCAUCAUCUCCACCACCAGUUGGACAGCCAGCUCUGUUGUUGGGGACGCCACUGAUAACUAGCAACGCGACGAAGCAGACGGCAAUAGUGAGCCACGGGAACGGCAAACCCUCGCUCUUGCAUCAUUGGUCGUGCUCGGCACUGGAUGAGAUGGCAAGACACGGUGACGAUAGUGGCAGUCGUCGAUCGAGUUGUACAGAUGAGGAGGGUUGUGAGAUGGAGGAUGAUGAGGAGUAUGAAGUUGACCAGGAGGAAGAGGAGGAAGAAGAGGAGGACGUAGAAGUGAGGUGGGAGAGGAGACGGAGCACCGCGAACAUGAUGUCGAUCCAGAACUUGGUCGGUCCCUAA